This is a messenger RNA of Phytophthora sojae, 381 nucleotides long. RefSeq lists its product as hypothetical. The transcript has 2 exons. The coding region runs from base 1 to 381 and encodes 126 amino acids. NCBI's taxonomy places the organism in Eukaryota, Oomycota, Peronosporomycetes, Peronosporales, Peronosporaceae. The record is from RefSeq and is a predicted model, not a curated record.
AUGGUCUCCCUGUCUUCGUCGCUCUUCGCUGUGGCGCUGCUGGCUACCGCGUCUGCCAAGAAAUCGACUGCCGGCAAGUGGUCGGAGACUGCGGUGACGGCUGCUAACAGCGAGCUGCUGUACACCACGCUGGCCGACGAGAACGCCUACAACCCCACGGCUGCAAGCAAGCACGUUCGCCAGGCUGACUCGGACUCCACCAGCUACAAGUUCGUCGUUGGCGGUUGCCUUGUGCGCAAGGAGUACGGAGGGCGUUGCUUCGAGUCGUAUUUCUACCCGGAAUGUGGCAACUUCGACGUCGUGAUCUCGCCGGACGCGAAGACCGGCGACUACGCGGUUGACUCGAUCUCCUUGCACAAGGCGAAAAAGUCGAAGCACUAA